UUAUUACCCUGUUAAUUACUGUUAUUUUUUCUCGUAUUUUCGAUUUUUUUCUUGUUGCAAUUUAUAGUAUUUUCCUAGCGAGGAUCUCGUUCAAUUUCUUAUUUGCUGCGAAUGCUUGGGAACAGAUCUCAUAGACCGGCUCCGAAGAUAUUUUGAUGAGAAAAUUGUCGCCGAAUAGAUGUUCUAUUUAGAUUCGAUUUGAUAUUUUGGAUUUGAUAGAAUUGUUUCUGAAUCGGUUAAUCGACAUCCUAACUUUGCAGGAUUGAUUCCAAAAAUCGGCAUCAAAGAUAUUUUGAUGAGAAAAUUGUCGCCGAAUAGAUGUUUUAUUUAGAUUGGAUUUGAUAUUUUGGAGUGGAUCGGUAGAAUUGUUUUCUUAAUCGAUUAACUGUUAUUCAUAUCAUUUCAUUUCAAAGAUAGGAUGCAAAAAGCUGAUUGUGUAAUUGGCUUUGUAAAUUUUGACAUUGAUCGAGCUGUUUGUCGAUCCCGUCGUCGUCUUUUUGUCUCGAUUGUUUCAUCUUUAUUCUGUUUUCUUGUAAUCUUUAUUCGAUUUUCGCCAAUUGAGUUUUCUAAAGAUUUGACCAUGUUUUAUUAAAAGACAACUUACGUUCCCGCCAUGGAUCGAAGAGAUUCGAACAACACGUUUGCUCGAGGAGAGCAGCAUAUUUUGCGCAAUCCAACCAACAUAUCAGGCAAGAGGCCAUUAUGUUUGGACUCGGAGAAGCCGAAUAAUGAAAAUAAGGUCACUCAAUGUGAAGAGCCUGCAGUUUCUGCACACCAAGAUAUCAAUAGCGAGUCGCAAUUUCAUGCAAGUAACAAAGAGAAUGUAGUGAAAGGCAAAGGAAUAAUAGAAGCUCCACCGGGAAGUCAUAGACACGUCUACGAUCGAAAGGGGAAGUGUAUCGACACGAAGGAAAACAUUCCUCCGUACUUUGGUUCGAGAGAGUUGUCACCGGAGAUGAAAGAAGAUUGCAAGGAGGAUUAUGAAACAGAUAAUGUAGAUACAGUGAGAACGGAAAAUAGGUUGAAGUUUGAUGCCGGGGGAUGUUCUUCACGAUACGAUCCUUUAGGGUGCUCGAGACCGUCUGGGCCACUAAAUUCGGAAAUGGGUGGUUCAAAAGAAUUUUUAAAUAUACAUGCUGCUCCAAAUAGUGAGAGCAUCAAGGGACAAAGCUGCGUCAAUUUGGACAAAUCAUGUACUUGUUCUUUCUGCGUUAAAGCUGCUUAUAUGUGGACGGAUCUCCAAUACCAGGACCUUAGGGGCCGGCUCGCUGCAUUGAAGAAGAGCAGAGGACUUGCCAGGAAGUUGUUGGGCAGUUGUUGUGAUCAUGAACCUGCCCGCAGGACUACUUCAGAAAGCUCACAACAAUCUGCAGACACGGAAUUUCAACUUAUGGAACAGUGGAGGUCACUAUUCCUUUAUACGGAGAAUGCCCUUGAUCGUGAGACAUCGAAGAUUCAAUCCACACUUCAGAGGAUGGGCGAGCUGAGAGAAAACUGCAAGAAAGAUCUUCUCAAAACCAGCAAAGGUUCUUUAGAUUAAUACUAAUGUGCGAUACUUACUUUUUGACCGACAUGAUGCCUCCGAAAUAAUCUUUUGUAAUUGAGUUCUAAUCAUAGUGUAUUGAGUCAAUGUCGAUGAGAUUCAAGCUAUCUCUAACAAAGUGAUUGUAAGCUAGAAUCUUAGUUCUUGUAAAUAGUCCUUGAAUUCGAAAAAAAUAAAAUAAAAACAAUAAUGUCAGGAACAUUUGGUUUCACUGCA
Molecule: messenger RNA, 1759 nt
Organism: Ananas comosus (pineapple)
Lineage: Eukaryota; Viridiplantae; Streptophyta; Magnoliopsida; Poales; Bromeliaceae
Exons: 5
Coding region: 614-1540 (308 amino acids)
Source: RefSeq, a predicted model, not a curated record